This is a messenger RNA of Schistocerca nitens (vagrant locust), 1293 nucleotides long. RefSeq names its product hematopoietically-expressed homeobox protein hhex (gene Drgx). Lineage: Eukaryota; Metazoa; Arthropoda; Insecta; Orthoptera; Acrididae. The record is from RefSeq and is a predicted model, not a curated record. Gene Ontology annotation, molecular function: DNA-binding transcription factor activity, RNA polymerase II-specific; RNA polymerase II transcription regulatory region sequence-specific DNA binding. Bases 1 to 1293 code for a protein of 430 amino acids. Gene Ontology annotation, biological process: regulation of transcription by RNA polymerase II. The transcript has 9 exons.
AUGAGGGAGAAUCAGUCAGAUAGACAGCAAGUAAACGAGCUUAUUGAAAAUAGGACAGAAGAUGAACCUGAAAAUGGGACAGACGGGGAAUCAGAGAAUAGGACAGUCGGGGAGCUGCAGAAUCAGCAGGCUCAGUUAGACUGGAAUAAAAUUGAGACAGAUCAAACAGAUGGGAAUCGAAGGGAUGAGAACAUCGAAUUUCCAGAAUAUGAAAUUCCAGAGUCCAUUCAAGCAAACAGUGACCAAGUUCUUCCCAUGAAAAAGUCCACAAUGGACUGGAGUUCGGAUGAGGACGACGAAGAUGGACACACAGUUACUACCAAUGAACUCGACAGCUUGCAGCGUCCGCUGCCCGCUGCUGUCCGCCGCAUCGUCGGCGCGUCUUCUGCCUCCACGGACCGGCCCGGCUUCGCUCCGGGCACAGCCGCAGGGGUGGAUACUCCGCCGAUAGACCCGUCGCACGCGAGGUCCGCUGCAUACUACGGCUCCAAGAUCGCGGGGCACCGAGGCAUGUUCUGCUAUCAUUGUCCGCCGUCGCUGCACCCUUCGAGCGCGCCACGGCUGCCAACCCUAGAUUACCCCUUCACGCCGACGCAUCCCUACACGAGCUACUCCUACCACCCCGCCAUCCACGAUGAUACGUUCGUCCGCCGCAAGCAGCGACGCAACAGGACCACCUUCACCUUGCAACAGCUGGAGGAACUGGAGAGCGCGUUCGCGCAGACGCACUACCCGGACGUCUUCACCCGCGAGGACCUCGCCAUGAAGAUCAACCUCACGGAGGCCCGAGUGCAGGUGUGGUUCCAGAACCGGCGCGCCAAGUGGAGGAAGGCGGAGCGCCUUAAGGAGGAGCAACGCAAGCGCGAGGAGCAGGAGAGGGGCAAGAGGGACCCCGACAAGGACGCCCUCGACGUCGACAAGGUGGAGUCCCGUGAGGGAGCGAGCCCUGUAGAGGACAUGGAGGCGGCGUCGACGUCUGCGCCAGUGGUGCACGCGGACACGAGCCGGUCACCGCUGAGCUGCAGCGACGCUGGCGACGCCGACGUCGGCGCGCCAGGCGCUCCCGGCUCCGCGUCCGCUUCCGCCCCCGCGCCGGCGCAGCAGACGGAGGCGCCGCCCCCGCUGCCUCCCCUGCUGGCGGAGGCGUCAGCGGCGGGGGCGGCGGCGGGCGCAGAGGCCAACUCGCUGCCCGCGUCCUACAGUCCCAGACGAAUGAUCAGCAAUAAGUCAACACAUCUUCAUGUCUCCUACCUACUGUAUGCCAUCCGAGAAAAGCUACUUAUCUUACCGUGA